Molecule: messenger RNA, 477 nt
Organism: Apis laboriosa (Himalayan honeybee)
Lineage: Eukaryota; Metazoa; Arthropoda; Insecta; Hymenoptera; Apidae
Gene: COX6B
Product: cytochrome c oxidase subunit 12, mitochondrial
Exons: 2
Coding region: 1-420 (139 amino acids)
Cellular component (GO): mitochondrion; respiratory chain complex IV
Source: RefSeq, a predicted model, not a curated record
AUGAAUUCUGAUGAAAACAUUAAAAUGGAUAGAAUGAAAACUAUUUUUCGGGAAAAAAAUAUAAAUAAUAUGAAUAAUAUGAAUAAUUUGGAAGGUAAUCAAAUUAAUGAUGAAAAAAAACCGAAGAAAAAAAUAACUAUAGUAGUAGAUGAAGAUGAUCCAUGUCUUAAAGAGAGAGAUUUAAUAGAAGAAGAAAAAGAAGAAGUUACAGACGUUACUUUCGGUGAAGAUCCAAGAUUUCAACAACAGAAUCAAACAAUACGUUGUUUUAUAAUGUACACCGAUUUCGAUCGUUGUGAAGAGAUUUUAGGAAAAGGAACAGCUACAUGCACAUGGUUCAAACAAGUUUUUCAAUCUAUUUGUCCAAACGAGUGGAUUCGUCGAUGGGAUGAACUUAAAGCUAAGGGCUUAAAAUUUUAAUAAAAAUAUAAUGUUAAAAAAAUUUUUUGUAAACAAAUAUAUAAUUUAAGUAGAAAA